AUGUUGAAGUUGGUGAUGGUGGACUUUUGGAAUGACUUCACAUGUAAAGCCGUCAUCUACCUGUACAGGCUGAUGAGGAGCCUGUCUGUCACCACCACCUGGCUGCUGCUGAGUGUCCUGCAGGCCACCACCCUCAGCCCCAGAAGCUCCUUUCUGACCAAGUUCAAGCAUAUGUCCCCACAGUGCAGUGCGUGGACCUUGGUCACUCUCUGGGUGUUCAACGUGUUGUUCAAUGUCCGCAUCUUGGUCUCCAUGGGAGGGCCCUCCAAUGACACAGCAGCUUUCCGGUUUGUCUCUGAGUCCUGCACUGUCGCCCCCCACAGGUCACUACUUCAGGAUCUUGUUCUCCCUAGUAGGAAUACUCUGAGACAUCUUCCCAUGGGGCUCAUGGACCUCUCCAGUGGGUACAUGGUGGCUCUCCUGUGCAGGCAUAAGAGGCAGUGCCAGCACCUCCACAGCACCAGCCUGUUGCCAAGAGUCUCCCUGGAACUGAGGGCCACCAGGACCAUCCUGCUGCUCAUGGGACUCUAUGUGCUCAUGUACUUUGUGGACUGUGUGUUCUCCUCCUCUUUGGGACAGAUGCACAGAGAGGAUCCCACUCGCCUGGGAGUCCAGAUGCUGGUGGGCAAUGGCUAUGCUAGCCUCAGUGCCUUUUUGCUGAUCUGUGCUGAAAAACGAAUCAUCAAUUUCUUCCAAUCCACACUGGGGAAGGAGAGGAAAUGUUUACACAGUGCCAGAUAA
Marmota flaviventris (yellow-bellied marmot) is the source of this 741-nucleotide messenger RNA. The record is from RefSeq and is a predicted model, not a curated record. Lineage: Eukaryota; Metazoa; Chordata; Mammalia; Rodentia; Sciuridae.